This is a messenger RNA of Mesorhabditis spiculigera, 549 nucleotides long. The record is from the annotation of a GenBank genome assembly. NCBI's taxonomy places the organism in Eukaryota, Metazoa, Nematoda, Chromadorea, Rhabditida, Rhabditidae.
AUGACGUGUGAGAGGCCGGCGAAGGAGGAUGCCUCGAAACCCUGGCACAAGGGCGAGAAGAAGAAGAUGAAGGAGGUCGUCGGGCCGGUGUUUAAACCCAACUCUUCGAACAUUUGCGAGACGGCGAAUCCUUGUGAAAAUGGCGCAAGCUGCCAUUUCUCGCCGAGAAGAAAUGAUUAUAAAUGUCGAUGUCUGAAGGGAUGGACUGGAAAGAAUUGCACACAAUCUGCUGGCCCCUGCGAGCAGAACCCGUGCCAAAACAACGGCACUUGCCGGACGACGCGCUCCCAUCAGCUGUAUUUCUGCGAUUGCCCGAACGGGUUCGGGGGCCGCGAUUGUGAUGUUGCAAUCGGCCAGACGCCCCCGGAGAAAUUCGGGAAAAACGUGGAGCAAGUGUCUUCCGGGCGGGCCGAAUGGGUCAACGAGAUGAAGCUGCGCUUCGCCAACAAGAAAAAGAGUGACACCGACGAUCCGGAAGGGGCGGCAGCCGCCGCGAAAGAAGCCGCCGCCGCCGACGAGCCGUAUAAAGUCGAGAUCGGAUCCAGCCAG